UACUUCAACUCAUAGAAUAUAUGAAAUUUGGAAAAGACAUGCUGAAGGAAUACCCUUGCGCAAACAGCAACUAAUACAUAGUGUUGUUGUUUCUUCUAAAAUAAUAUCUGAAAAUAAUACUUCAGAUAAGAAGUCAAAGAAAAGAAAAUCAGAAUCCGGUACGGAGGCUAGCUUUUUAGCUAAUAAGAUUGGUAUAACUGAUAUUCUGAUAAAAAAAGUAGAUGAAAUGGAUGACUUACGAGUUAAGCUUGCACAAAAUCAUAAAGAAAGGAAAGAAGCUAAACAUGAGACAAAAAGGGUCUUAGAUUUCAACUAA
Messenger RNA from Racocetra persica, 316 nucleotides. NCBI's taxonomy places the organism in Eukaryota, Fungi, Glomeromycota, Glomeromycetes, Diversisporales, Gigasporaceae. The record is from the annotation of a GenBank genome assembly.